Molecule: messenger RNA, 1374 nt
Organism: Aspergillus pseudonomiae
Lineage: Eukaryota; Fungi; Ascomycota; Eurotiomycetes; Eurotiales; Aspergillaceae
Product: FMN-dependent alpha-hydroxy acid dehydrogenase family protein
Exons: 6
Coding region: 1-1374 (457 amino acids)
Molecular function (GO): heme binding; oxidoreductase activity
Source: RefSeq, a predicted model, not a curated record
AUGAUAGGGCGCCGGGAAAUUGCCAAACACAACUCCGCCGAUAGUUGCUGGGUUGUCCUCUAUGGCAAAGUAUACGACGUCACUAACUUUCUCGAAAAUCAUCCCGGGGGCUCUGCGGCUAUCCUGGCCUUGGCUGGGAAAGAUGCAACACAGGAGUACGAUACCAUACAUCCGCCAGGUUUAUUAGAAGAGUACCUUGCUCCUGAGGCAUGCUUGGGCGUCCUAUCCGCAUCCACGUCAGAGACUGCAGAGCCAACAAGCAUUCCCCAACACACAGCAUCUAAAGAGACUUCCGAGGAAGCACCACUAUCGUCACUGUUAAACCUCGCCGAGAUCGAACAAGUUGCCGAGCGAAAACUCAGCCCAAAAGGGUGGGCAUAUUACUCCUCUGCAACGGACAACAGCAUCACAAAAGCGCACAACAAUCUCAUCUACCGUUCGAUCUUACUAAGACCACGAGUUUUCAUAGACUGCCGCGAAUGCGAUCUUUCCGCCCAUUUCCUCGGUCUCAAACUCGGACUACCAAUCUACAUAUCUCCAGCAGCAAUGGCUCGUCUCGCCCACCCACAAGGCGAAGCUGGCAUUGCAGCAGCGUGCCGAAAGUUCGGGGCGAUGCAACUUAUCUCCCACAACGCCUCGAUGGUGACACAGGAAAUUAUCGCCAACGCCCAUCCAGACCAAGUCUUCGGCUGGCAACUAUAUUGCCUAAAAGACGUGCGGCGUAGUGAGAAGCGGAUCGCCGAAAUCAACUCAAUCAAAGCUAUCAAAUUCAUCUGUCUCACCCUUGACGCUCCAUUCCCCGGUAAACGCGAGAUCGAGGAGCGACAAAAGAUGGAAGAGCUGCGCACCGCUGGCGCGGCUUCGUCGCCCCAGGUCUGGGGAACUGAUGCCUCGCUCACAUGGGAGAGAACGCUCAAUUGGCUCCGGAUACAUACAUCCCUGCCGAUUGUCAGGGGUAUUGUGCUUUCGAACCACGGUGGCCGCGCAUUGGACACAGUGUCGACUCCAGUGCAUGUCCUACUGGAGAUUAGGCGCUUCUGUCCGGAGGUCUUGGAUCGAUUGGAUGUCAUCGUUGACGGUGGUAUCCGAAGAGGAACGGAUGUUGUCAAGGCUCUGGCACUUGGUGCUAAGGCUGUGGGGAUUGGACGAGCAGCGUUGUAUGGUCUUGCAGCGGGUGGGCAAGAGGGUGUCGAAAGGACACUACACAUCCUUGCCGACGAAACAGCAACUGCUAUGAGACUUCUCGGUGUUCAACGUGUUGACCAGCUGUCAUUGCAGCAUGUAAAUACCCAGCUCGUGGACUCACAGACCUUCAACUCCGGAAGCUCGAUGUCGUCAGUGGAGAGGGCAUUUCCAGCCCGCGCCAAGUUCUGA